UUCCAAUGGUCAAACUUUACAUUAUAAUUGCUUUCAUUAUUGUUUCGAUUUCUACCAGUUCACCUAAACCUACCAAAUGCGGAACAAUUGACGACGACAAAUCAAAAAUUCCAAAUUUGUUGAUGGAACCGAGUAAAUAUUUCGUUUUCAAUGGUCCAUUUGAUAAGUUAUCUAUGGAUUAUUUCAUACUCCGACAUCCAGAAUUUCAACGAAUUGCUUAUAAUGUCACAUUGAAGCAGUCAAAAGAUUCGAAGAUUUUUUUGAGAGAUCCCAAUGGAAUUAUUGAAGAAAAUGCUACCGAAAAACUUGUUCACAUUGGAUUUGAGCCGUUUAAUUAUACGGAAAAUAACAAGGAGUUUUCGAAAGAUAAAAUUCGAAUCCAAUGGAUGAAUGUUCCAAAGGACGCUUCUCCGGAUUCAAUUGAAAGUUGCUUAGACACGUGGUUUUUGGUUGGAGCGGAACGUCACACACUAAAAAUAAAAUAUAAUUCGUGAUUCAGAAGGCAUUUUCAUGGUUUUCUGCAAUAUAGAACUUUUAAUUUUGAAUGUAUGAAUAUGAAAAUAUUUUUUUGG
Molecule: messenger RNA, 572 nt
Organism: Caenorhabditis elegans
Lineage: Eukaryota; Metazoa; Nematoda; Chromadorea; Rhabditida; Rhabditidae
Gene: Y53C10A.15
Product: Major sperm protein
Exons: 2
Coding region: 6-494 (162 amino acids)
Biological process (GO): regulation of DNA-templated transcription
Cellular component (GO): pseudopodium; cytoskeleton
Molecular function (GO): sequence-specific DNA binding; DNA-binding transcription factor activity
Source: RefSeq, marked reviewed